Molecule: messenger RNA, 934 nt
Organism: Rosa rugosa (rugosa rose)
Lineage: Eukaryota; Viridiplantae; Streptophyta; Magnoliopsida; Rosales; Rosaceae
Product: putative germin-like protein 9-2
Exons: 1
Coding region: 3-629 (208 amino acids)
Cellular component (GO): cell wall
Molecular function (GO): manganese ion binding
Source: RefSeq, a predicted model, not a curated record
UUAUGGCUACUAUGAGGUUGGUUCGAUUAAUGAUGAUGAUGAUCAUAUUAGUACUUUCUUUGGCCACCUCCAAAAGGGUCUUAGCAAGUGAUCCUGACAUUCUCUCUGACUACAUACUGCCUCAAAACAGCACAACUGUUAAUGCUACCUACUUUACAUACACUGGAUUCCGAGACAUAUUUGAUCAAACACCCGAAACCUUCAAGGCAACAAAAGCCAGCAUAGUGGAGUUCCCUGCUCUCAAUGGCCAGAGUGUGUCAUAUGCCGUGCUUCAAUUCCCUCCGAGCACACUGUUCCCACCUCACACCCGCCCUGAUGCCACUGGACUUUUGUUCCUUCUUGCCGGUUCCUUGGAAGUUGGGUUAAUUGACACAAAAAAUGUCCUAUACAAUCAAAAGCUUCAGGCUGGAGAUAUCUUUAUAUUUCCUAAGGGCUUAAUCCAUUAUCAGUAUAACUCUGAUCCUCAGUUGCCAGCUACCGCCAUUGCAGCAUUCAGAAGUGCAAGUGCUAGAGCAGUUACAGUUCCACCUUCUGUUUUUACCUCGGGUAUUGACGAUGUCAUCCUUGCCAAAUCUUUCAAGACUGACGUUGAUACCAUUAAGAAGAUUAAGGCUGGCCUCACUAGCUAGCGCAGCUAAGCUAGCUCCUGAAUAAUCAAGACUUCAAUAAUGAUAACUUCCUCUUGUUCACAUUUUGCAUACAUAAAUUUGAUUUAAUUUCUUCUGUCAUGAUCUGUAAAUUGUUAUUUAGGCAGUUUUGCCCUUUAGGUUUACUAUUACUUUUAAUAAAAUACAUAUUAUUAUGAAAUAAUAACCGUGGUUCUCCCGUUGAUAGGGAAUCCCAUCCACAAUGGGUGGGCAACAAAUCACACAGCAAGAAUUAAGUAUAUGCAUGUAUGAAUAGUACUUAUCCAUUUCCAUUGUAAAUAACUAAA